AAUCCGGCUGGCCCCAUGUUACUGAGCGGAGCUCCUCCGGCGGGCUCCGGCCCCGGGCCGCGGGCGCAGGGGAGCGCGGGGGGCGGCCCAGGGGGAUCGCGCCGGGGUACCGGGGGUGCGGGAGCCGGCCCAGGAGGGGGCAGCAGUGGCGGAGUGGCCAAGUGGCUCCGGGAGCACCUGGGCUUCCGCGGGGGGGGCGGCGGCGGAGGUGGGGGCAAGCCGGCACCCCCUGAGCCAGACUACCGCCACCCUGCACCCUCCCCGGCCGCGCCCCCUGCGCCACCCCCGGACAUCCUAGCUGCCUACCGGUUGCAGAGGGAGCGCGACUUCGAAGACCCCUACUCCGGGGGGUCGUCCGGCUCCGUUGCCCUAGCUACCCCUGCUGUCCCCGGUCCCACGCCGCCCCCACGCCACGGCUCGCCCCCCCACCGCCUUAUUCGGGUCGAGACCCCUGGCCCCCCAGCGCCCCCUCCUGAGGAGCGGAUCUCUGGACCUCCGGCUAGCAGCGACAGGUUGGCAAUCCUAGAAGACUAUGCGGACCCGUUCGAUGUUCAGGAGACUGGUGAAGGCCCAGCAGGAGCUUCAGGAGCCCCAGAGAAGGUCCCCGAAAAUGAUGGUUACAUGGAGCCCUAUGAGGCACAAAAGAUGAUGGCCGAGAUCCGGGGCUCCAAGGAGCCAGCAGCUCAGCCCCUGCCUCUGUACGACACACCCUAUGAGCCAGAGGAGGAGGGGGCCACCCCGGAGGGUGAGGGGGCCCCCUGGCCCCGGGAGUCCCGCCUGCCCGAGGAUGACGAGAGGCCCCCUGAGGAGUAUGACCAGCCCUGGGAGUGGAAGAAGGAGAGGAUUUCCAAAGCCUUCGCAGCUGGUACCACGGGGCCAUCAGUCGAACAGAUGCCGAGAACCUGCUCCGGCUGUGCAAAGAGGCCAGCUACCUGGUGCGCAACAGUGAGACCAGCAAAAAUGACUUCUCCUUGUCCCUCAAGUGAGUGGGGGCGGCCCAGCUGCUGGCUUUAGGCAGGAUGAGAAUAUCAGGAUGGCACCAAGGGGAACUGGUGGGAGGACAACCAGCAGGACAGGAGGAGACUCCAAUAUUACCCCCAAGUCCAGCCAAGCUGGGGAGAAUCCCAACCCCCGUGAACAUUUGCCGACUGGGUCAGGCCUGGGGAUCAGGAGAGGUCUGAGGCUCAGUGCCUGCUCUCCGGGAGCUCAGUCUAUUGGAAGAAACAGUCGAGCUACAGCAUCCAGCUCAGAAGGAUUCUGUCACUCACUAGCUAUGUGGCCUGGGGCCCCCAUAACCUCUCUGGGCCUCAGUUUCCUUACUUACAAAAUGGGGGAGUAAUGAUAUCUACCUUAUAGGGAAGGACUAAAUGAAAUAAUGUAUGGGAAGCACCUAGUAUGGUGCUAAGUGCUCAAUAAAUUAUCACCAUCCUUAUUAUUAAAGAAAGUCUGAGAUGUUCUAGAAGCACAGGCAAGGAGAUGGGAACUUUGCCCGAGGGAGUCUACAGGGUAAGAUGGACGCUGGGUCCUGGGAGGAGGGUGGAGCAGUGGACACAAAGCUAUUCUUGUUCAUCCUGAAGAAGCGGGCAGGAGGUCUGGGUGCUAGUGGCUGACAACUGAGCUUAAAGGGUCAUGGAAGAGGAAGGGGAGGCAGGGCCCUCGCCUCCCAUCAGCAGUCCUCCCCGGGAGCAGAUAUCCAUAGUGCAGCAUCAGCCUUGCUCACUCUCCUGGCAGGAUGGCCAGUCCUCUCCUUGGCGCCCGGGAGUUCUGUCUGCACCCCGGGUAGCAGCCUGUCAGAGUGGUAUGUCCAUUCACAUCCCCCCAUCACUCCUGGGGCAGCUGUACCACUUCCUACCACAUUUUCUGGGGCAUUACAGUGCAGGUAUACCCCUACUUCAAAUCCAAUAUAUGGACAUUUGGGACUAAACAGGUACAUAUGAGGCUAAUUAUUCAACUUCACUGAAAGUUAAUAGGAAAACGCCAGACUCUAGUCAGAUGAACGGAGUUUUAUUCUUGGGUUUAAUCAAACUAGCUAUGUGGCCCUAGGCAAAUCACUUAACCUCCCUGGGCCUCAGUUUCUCCCUUUGCAGCAUGUGUUGAUGGAUGCCUCUUCUGCCAGCUCUCUGGGAGUCUGAGAAUUAUCAUAAAAUCAAAGGAGCAUUUAGGAAGAAUUCAUUUGUCAAAAAUUUGAUUUCUGUAACUUCAGGAAUGUAUGUUGCUUUAAAAAUUCUAGUUAAGAUUCUUAGAGCAUCUACAAUGUGACAAGCAGCAUACAUACCAUCUCCAAACGAGCUACUAUCCUGCAAGAUCAAUCUCUUUUUUUAUAGACAGAAAAUAGAUUCAAAGAGAUACAUGACUUGCUUAAGCCUACCAGCUAAUAAAGAGCCAAAAGCAGGAUUUGAACCCAGCUCAGUCUGACUCCGAGAAUCACACUGUUCUAUUGCGUAGUUCCACCCUUCUUCAAGCCUGCUGUGGUGUAAGGCAAAGGCAGACGUCAGGGGUCUGGCUCCCUCAGCAGAGGAGGGCUCCUGGGCCCUGCCUUAGCCUGGGGAGUCGAAUCAGGAGGCAGGCCUGGACUCUGCUCCAGCCCAGGCUGAUCCAGCCCCGCCAGCGUCUGUCUGCCAGGGCCUCAUUUGCAUAUAAAUGGCUUCUCUGAAAUACAA
Equus caballus (horse) is the source of this 2660-nucleotide messenger RNA. The record is from RefSeq and is a predicted model, not a curated record. Lineage: Eukaryota; Metazoa; Chordata; Mammalia; Perissodactyla; Equidae.